AAAUUCGCUGGGUGUUUUUUGUUGUUGUUGUCGUCCUCCUCCCCCCCCGCCCCCGGCGCGAUGGCAAGGCGGCUCGGAGGGAUGCGAGGAGCAGAGCUGCGGGGGGAGGAGGCGGGGUGCUGAGCUCCGCUCGCCCUGCUGCUGCUGCUUUGUGUCUGUGUCCUGGAUUUUUCCCUUUUUUUUAUUUAUUUUUUUUUUUUUUUCUGGGAGAAGGAGCCUGUGGCAGCGGCGCCGAGGAGAGGAAGAGGAGGAGUGGCGGUGGCGAAGCUUUUGCAAUUCAUUUUCCUCCCCAGCCCCGCAUUUUCGGAGCCUCAGCAGCCAGCCGGGCUCGCGGUGCUGUGCUGGGUGUUUGUUGGGCGGGGGGAGUGUUUCCCGCACCCCACCAGGGCAGCCCCGUGCGCAGCUCUUCUUUUGUAAUAAGAUUUGUCUGGGUCGCACCCCCACCCCUCCCUUUCCCCUCCCGGUUUUUUUAGUGCGCGCUGCCUCUGCGUUCGAAAAUGGAGGUUGAAGAUGCCGAGCCCCGCGGUGCCUCCUGCUCGCGGCUCCCGAGCACGAGGCUCCGGCGCUGAGCGGGGACCGCGGAGCCCCGGGGCUCCCAUGCCGCCGCCGCCGCCUCCUCCUCCUCCUCCUCGUUGUUGUUGUUGCCGUUGAUGCAUCUUGAGUAUCUGUGUGUUUUCGGUGUGGUUGCUCCGGAAGAUCAACACCCAGGGACCUCAAAAAACCCCAUCGCUUUGCCAGCCCGAAGGGUCUUCGAUUUGUUCGUUUCUUGAGACAACGUGGAUUUAUUUACCGAGCCCCGCUUCUCGCCCGCCUUUCGCCUCCUUCGUUAUUUUUAGAGGAGAGAAAGCGAACAAUUUUGGACUCUUUUUUUUUUUUGUUUGUUUGUUUGUUUGUUUUUUUUUCGUAAAGAGGGAUUUUGUCCAAUUAAAAAAAGAGGAAUGAAGUCUGGCGCUGGAGGAGGGUCCCUCGCCGUCUUCUGGGGGUUUCUGCUCGUUUUCGCCACACUUUGUUUGUGGCCGACAACUGGGGAAAUUUGCGGGCCAAAUGUUGACAUUCGCAAUGAUAUCCAUGAGUUGAAACGCCUGGAGAACUGUACGGUAAUUGAGGGUUUCCUUCAAAUUCUGCUCAUCUCUAAAGCAGAAGAUUACCGCAACUUCCGCUUCCCAAAGCUCACUGUCAUAACAGACUAUUUGCUGCUGUUCCGUGUGGCGGGCUUGGAAAGCCUCAGUGAUCUCUUCCCCAACCUCACAGUCAUUCGUGGGAGGAACCUCUUCUACAACUAUGCCUUGGUUAUCUUUGAAAUGACAAAUCUUAAAGAGAUCGGGCUUUACAACUUGAGGAACAUAACCCGCGGGGCCAUACGGAUUGAGAAGAACUCUGACCUCUGCUACCUUUCCACGGUGGACUGGUCUCUCAUCCUAGAUGCAGUGUCCAAUAAUUACAUCGUUGGGAAUAAACCUCCAAAGGAAUGUGGGGACUUGUGUCCAGGAACAAUGGAGGAGAAGCCGUUAUGUGAGAAGACAUCAAUUAACAAUGAGUAUAACUACCGCUGCUGGACCACCAACCACUGCCAGAAAAUGUGCCCCAGCUCAUGCGGCAAGCGAGCCUGUACAGACCAAAAUGAGUGUUGCCAUCCCGAAUGCUUGGGGAGCUGCACGGCGCCUGACAACAACACUGCUUGUGUGGCCUGUCGCAAUUACUACUACGAAGGAGUCUGCAUGCCCACCUGUCCUCCCAACACUUACAAGUUCGAGGGCUGGCGCUGCGUGACUAAAGAGUUUUGCUCCAAAGUCCCUGCCACCGAAACAAGUGAAUAUGAGAGGUUUGUGAUUCACAACGAUGAGUGCAUGGCCGAAUGUCCCUCUGGAUUCAUACGCAAUGGGAGCCAAAGCAUGUUCUGCAGUCCUUGUGAGGGGCCUUGCCCCAAAAUUUGUGAGGAUGGGAAAACGAAGACCAUUGACUCUGUCACGUCAGCACAAAUGUUGCAGGGAUGCACAAUUCUCAAGGGGAAUCUGCUGAUUAACAUCCGUCGUGGAAAUAACAUCGCCUCAGAACUGGAGAAUUUUAUGGGUCUGAUUGAGACAGUAACAGGGUAUGUGAAGAUUCGCCAUUCCCAUGCUUUAGUAUCCCUGUCUUUCUUGAAGAACCUGCGGUAUAUUCUGGGAGAGGAACAGGUGGAUGGGAAUUACUCCUUCUAUGUGCUUGACAACCACAAUCUUCAGCAACUGUGGGACUGGAACCAUCAUAACUUGACAAUCAAGGAAGGAAAAAUGUACUUUGCGUUUAAUCCUAAACUGUGUGUUUCUGAGAUUUACCGUAUGGAGGAAGUUUCAGGAACCAAGGGACGACAGAGCAAAGGAGACAUAAAUCCAAGGAACAAUGGGGAGAGAGCGUCUUGUGAAAGCCACAUUCUGCAUUUUGUUUCCAACACUACGCUCAAGAAUCGGAUUAAACUAACAUGGGAACGGUAUCGCCCUCCAGAUUAUAGAGAUCUCAUUAGCUUCACUGUUUACUACAAAGAAGCACCAUUCAAAAAUGUGACAGAAUACGAUGGGCAGGAUGCGUGUGGCUCCAAUAGCUGGAACAUGGUCGACGUUGACCUGCCACCGAACAAAGAGAACAAUCCUGGAAUUCUACUGCAGGGAUUGAAACCUUGGACACAAUAUGCCAUUUAUGUCAAGGCUGUUACCCUCACAAUGAUGGAAAAUCAUCAUAUUCAUGGAGCAAAAAGUGAAAUUGUCUAUAUACGAACUAAUGCUGCAGUGCCAUCCAUUCCCUUGGAUGUUAUUUCAGCAUCCAACUCCUCAUCCCAACUGAUAGUGAAGUGGAAUCCCCCUUCUCUUCCCAAUGGCAACCUCUCAUACUACAUCGUACGAUGGCAGCAGCAACCUCAGGACAGUUAUCUUUACAGACACAAUUACUGCUCCAAAGAUAAAGUCCCAAUUCGAAGAUAUGCUGAUGGGACCAUUGAUACAGAAGAAGCUACUGAACCCACCAAGCCAGAGGGCUGUGGGGGAGAAAAAGGAACUUGUUGUGCUUGUCCCAAGACAGAGGCAGAAAAGCAAGCAGAGAAGGAAGAAGCAGAGUACAGGAAAGUCUUUGAGAAUUUCCUUCACAACUCCAUCUUUGUCCCCAGACCCGAUCGGAAGCGAAGGGAUGUGUUCCGAAUCGCAAAUGCCACUUUGGCCACUCGAAACAGGAACACGACUGGGACAGAUCACUUCACCAAUGUAUCUGAUGCAGAGGAGAGCGAGGUGGAAUACCCAUUCUUUGAGACCAAAGUGGAUGGCAAGGAGAGAACUGUGAUCUCCCAUCUCCAACCUUUUACUCUUUACCGCAUUGAUAUUCACAGCUGCAACCAUGAAGCUGACACACUUGGUUGUAGUGCUUCCAACUUUGUCUUUGCAAGAACCAUGCCUUCAGAGGGAGCAGAUAACAUUCCAGGAACGGUAACAUGGGAAGCAAAAGAAGAAAAUACCGUCUACCUGAAGUGGUUAGAGCCUGCAAAUCCAAAUGGGCUGAUACUAAUGUAUGAAAUCAAAUAUGGGCAGCAUGGAGAGGAAAAGCGAGAAUGUGUUUCCAGACAGGAAUACAAGAAGCUUGGAGGAGCUAAACUAACUCAUCUGAACGCCGGAAACUAUUCUGCUAGAGUUCAGGCCACUUCAUUAGCUGGAAAUGGGUCAUGGACUGAGCCAAUCUCUUUCUAUGUGCAACCCAAAGCAGCAACCUAUGGAAACUUCCUGCACUUGAUAAUUGUGCUCCCUAUUGCUUUCCUGCUCAUCAUUGGGGGAUUACUGAUAAUGCUGUACGUCUUUAACAAAAAGAGGAACAGCGACAGACUGGGCAAUGGAGUGCUCUAUGCUUCUGUGAACCCCGAGUACUUCAGCGCUUCAGAUGUGUAUGUUCCAGACGAAUGGGAGGUGCCCCGUGAGAAGAUCACUAUGUGUCGAGAGCUUGGGCAAGGCUCCUUUGGAAUGGUGUACGAGGGAAUAGCCAAGGGAGUCGUGAAGGAUGAGCCAGAGACCAGAGUGGCCAUCAAGACUGUCAAUGAAUCUGCAAGCAUGCGUGAGAGGAUAGAGUUCUUAAAUGAGGCCUCGGUGAUGAAAGAGUUCAAUUGUCACCAUGUGGUUCGGCUGCUUGGUGUUGUUUCUCAGGGCCAACCUACGUUGGUUAUCAUGGAACUGAUGACACGUGGGGACCUCAAAAGUUACCUGAGAUCAUUGAGGCCAGACACAGAGAAUAAUCCUGGCCAGGCACCUCCAACUCUGAAGAAGAUGAUUCAGAUGGCAGGAGAGAUCGCUGAUGGGAUGGCAUACCUCAAUGCCAACAAAUUUGUUCACAGAGACCUUGCUGCAAGAAACUGCAUGGUGGCAGAAGACUUCACAGUGAAAAUUGGAGAUUUUGGCAUGACAAGAGAUAUCUACGAGACAGAUUAUUAUCGUAAAGGAGGGAAAGGUUUGCUGCCUGUCCGUUGGAUGUCCCCAGAAUCGCUGAAAGAUGGAGUCUUCACAACGCACUCCGAUGUCUGGUCUUUUGGUGUUGUACUUUGGGAGAUUGCAACGUUAGCGGAGCAGCCUUACCAAGGCAUGACCAAUGAACAAGUGCUCCGCUUUGUGAUGGAAGGAGGUCUGCUGGAAAAACCGGACAAUUGUCCUGAUAUGCUGUUUGAAUUGAUGCGCAUGUGCUGGCAGUACAAUCCGAAAAUGAGGCCCUCCUUCCUGGAAAUAAUUGGGAGCAUUAAAGACGAGCUGGAUCCAGCGUUCAAAGAGGUCUCCUUCUUCUACAGUGAAGAGAACAAGCCUCCAGACACAGAGGAGCUUGACUUGGAGACUGAAAACAUGGAGAGCAUUCCUUUAGAUCCCUCCUCCACCCUUCAGCCCACUGACAAGCACUCAGGACACAAAGCUGAGAACGGCCCAGGCGUGGUGGUCCUUCGGGCCAGCUUCGAGGAGAGACAGCCGUACGCACACAUGAAUGGGGGACGCAAGAACGAGAGGGCCUUACCGCUGCCCCAGUCUUCGGCCUGCUGAUCCUUAGACCCAGAAUCUCACAGAAAUAAAACACAUUGGGGGAAGAAAGUAAGGAAAAUACAAUAUGUUCAAAAGCCUACUGUACCUCAGUGGAUCUUCAGAACUGCCAUAGCUGCACUUGGGAGAACCCUUUUUUCAGUAAACGAGUUACCGUAUUUUUUCUUUUUUCGAUAUGCAAGCAGAUGUUUGUUUCAGUAAAGGACUCCAUUCAUGGGGGGCACACAGUCAGCCUUUUAAAACUCUAAUGUUAACACUUAAUAGCGACAGAAAACUUGAGAUCUGAUCUCUCUCUCUUUCUCUCUCUCUCCUCUCCUUUCUCUUUCUUUCUGUCUCUCUCUUUGCUUCAUAAUGGGAAACAUAUCUGCGUGCAAGUUCAACCGUACAGCACUUUUAUCAGAUCAAAGAUAUUGCAGGCCAGGUGGCUCCCGGUACCCGUGCGAGCACCUGCCCAACACUGUAGGUCUUUAUAAAAAAACAAACAAACAAACAAAAAAACAAACAAAAAAACACACAAAAAAAAUUAAAAAGACUGGAUUUUUAAUGUUGCUCUUUAAUCUUUUUAGGAACACGUAAAAGAAUAAAAAAGGGCCAUCAUUCGUCCAAGGUUGUUACCAUUUUCAACGCUGCCAAAUUUUGCCAAAAAAAAAAAAAAUGAACUGUUUUUUGUUUUUGUUUUGUUUUGGGGUUUUUUUGUAGGCAUGGAAGGAGCACAGUAAUCAACUGCUCUGUUUAAAAGAGAUCCUGACCAAUACGUUCGAUUCAAUCAUACACUGGUAUUUAAAAGCAAAUUAAAUAUAUCAAAUUGUCAGCUCUUUCUUCAAAACUGGACAAAAUGUGAUUAUUAUUUUUUUCUUGUGAUGGAGAAGAUAAAAGGGAUGGGGUAAAGAAACAGCCCUCCCUCCACCCCUGUCCCCAUCCCAAUGAAUUCUGGACAGAACUGGCAGUGCUGAGCUAAACAAAUGUGCAUUUCGUACAAAAAGUCAACCGCAUGCCAAAAAUGAAAUGCGAAAGUGACCGGCAGAGAUCUCCAUCGUUGCAGCCUGCCUUCCUUUACAGGCUUGCAAGGGAAAAAAACACCUAGAACCAUAAAUUGGAGAAGACAAAAAAAAGCAGUAACCGGAUUCAAGUAUAAAAUGCUUUGUUGACCUUUUCUCUUUAUUAUUAAGACUUCUCGAAGGGUCUUGCAGUUCUAUGUUAGACCAUGGAUCAUUUGCAUACACAUUGUCUUUUGUGUCACUUUUAUAACUUUUUUACAGUUCAGAUACUCAUCUAUAUGUCUGUACAGAAAAAAAGCUGCUAUUUUUUUUGUUCUUUAUCUUUGUGGAUUUAAUCUAAGAAAACCUUCAGGUCUGCCCUCCUUCCCUGCCCUCCCUUCCCCUCCCACUUCGAUGAAUUUCUUAUGCUUUGUACUAUAGUGUGUAACCUACUUCCUCCUCCCCAGGAACUGAUACCUUUCAUAUGAUUUGCCAUGAACUGUUUAAUGCCUUUUUAUAAAUACAUUUCCUCCUUUUUUUUUUUAAUUUUAUUUUAUUUUAUUUUAUUUUUCCUUCCAUUAGUUGUUUUACAACAUCUUGGCUGUGUGGGCUACAGGGCUUUUGAGGGGGACAUGGAGGAAGAAGGGACACCCCGCACGGAAACACUCUAGCAGUGCUGUGGUGUGGUGGUUUCGAACCCCAGUUUUCCUUCCUUCCCACUAACCUCUGCCCAGACAGCACGCGAGUCUCUUACAGUGCAAGGCAUGAUACAAACUCAGGUCAGAAAAAAAAGGUUUAAUAUUUAGUACAUUCUUGUUCAGUGUUGAUAUUCAUUGUUGUACAAGGGUCCUGCCCCUCCUUCCCUCCCUGCUUGUUUUGGUUGUGGCACACAUCCACCCCCAUCCCCACACACUCCCCACACACGUGUGUAUGUUUCUCAUUUGUUGGGUACAACAGUAGACACCGGGCUUUUGGGUCACCGAUUUUUCAGAAGGCUCUCCUGACCCUCCCGCCCGGUGGACACGAGCUGCGCCAGCGGUGCCGGCCAUCCUGAGGGUGCCCACUGAACACCCGGCUCCAGCAAAGCCCAGCUCUUCGCCUUGCUAAUGAGGAGGCCCUCGUGGAGGGCACCCUGGGCUGCUCUCUGCACCCCAGGUUGAAAAACCCAACCAAACCCAACCCACCAGGCCAUUUCUGUGAGGCUGAGUGGAAAGCUUGCAGCUGGGGACAGCAGCUUGGCUAGCAAACAGUUAAGUGUUGGCAGCUAUGGGAACCUGUUGGAGUACAAGCUUAUUGCUUAAAUCAUAGACCAAACCUGAGAACAAAAGCAAGUGAGUAGGCUUGUUUGUUCAGUUGCAGAAGCCUCGGUGAAAGGGGAAGGAGGGGGCUUCAGAAAAUCUACAACCAAGGAGUUGUACCAGUUGCUCGUCUGACGUUAGUUACAGCAUCUAAGCCUUUGUUUAGCACUGAUCCAACCAAAUGAUGGCAGUGAAGAGGUGGUUCUGGGAUGGAAGUAUUUGAAUCUUUGGAGUAAGAACAAAGAAUUGAAAUAUACUGAUUGCUAGUUUUGACUGGAGAUUUUAAAAAGUUUGUAAUGCUUUUUGCUUGUGUAGUUUAGGUCCCAUUAUCUUCUCUUGCCUCUGUCCCGUAGUUAUUUUUCCCUUUUGAAAAUGAAAAAGACAAAAAAGUUAAUUAAGAAGGUAUUCUAUGUAGGAUUUUUUUAUUUAUUUUUGUGAUAUCAGUUUCAAUCACUGUAGAGAUGCCCCAUAAUAAAUUUAAAUACUGAGAUAAGGGUUUUUGAGUAUGACAGGGGGACAGUUGUUGAUUUUGUUUUUCAAACAUUUAUCUACCUCACUCUUAUUUUUUUAUAUGUGUGUAUAUACAAAAAGUACAUCUCGCAUUUCUCAGCAGCCAAUAAAUGCCGUUGAUACUGGUAACCUCUCACUCCAUUAUACCACAUGCUCUAGGUUCUGGAGGGGAGCAGUCACUGCCUGCCACAAAGGGUCACUUCCGCAGAUUUGCCUCAGUUCCAAGGAGUUUCUCCAAGCUUUCGGUUCAAAUUCAUUAUUGUGAGGAGGAAUCCGAGAGUUGUCUGAGUUAGGGUGACCAUUCCUGAAGGAAAAACAAAGGCUUUUUACGGUGCUGUCAUGGCAGUCUCCAGGUCAGCCAUAAGACAUUGCGUGUUUAGGUGAGUGGAGACGCAGCUGACCCAGUAAGAGAACUUUAAAUUCUGGGUAUUUGAUGAAAUCUCUUAGAAAAAUGAAUUGCUUGCAGUGUUUGAAGGUCCAGAGGAACUGCUAGACGAAAGGGAAUGGUCUUUCUGUGGAACGGGCUAAGUCAUUACCAAUGCCACAAGCACCAAAAAGACGUUUAGCUGAAUCAGCACCCAAAAAUAAAUUGGCUCAGACAGCAAUAGCGUUGCUUUCUUGACCAAAACGCAGCUUAAAAACCUGUCACAGGCUGCCUGAUGAUACCAUUACAUCGAGUUCCCAGCGUUGGAUUCUCUGCUGCUUCUAUUUCAUGAGAGCACUGAUGUUUUUAUUUUUUCUUUUUUCAAAACUAACAUGGAAUUGAUUUCUUUUAAUGUGCCAGUAAAAAGUCAGUUCCCUUUUCUUCCCCCGUUUAUAUGCUUCAUAACUGUGGAUUCUGAUGGACCAGCCAUCACAUUUUAACUGCCCUCUGACAGCGUGUAACUGGUUUACAAGCACACAGGACUAACACGAGCUUGCCAUCAACUUGAUGUAUAGUGUUUCUCUUUUUCCAGCUCUGGCAGCUGUUCGUGCAGGUGUUGGUUGUGGUAUCUGAACAAUGUGGUGCUUUGGCUACUUCAAGUUUUUCGGGGCUUUUUGAACAUAGAACGCUGUGGUUAAAUGCUACAGAGUUUGUCUUUGCAGAGAGCGUUUGUCUAGCCCUGAGAAACCAACAAAAUUUGAAGUUUUUUACUUGGUUGUUCUGGUUUUCCUUUUUUUUUUUGUUAGGUUCCAGUGACCUUUUGGUGCAGUGACUGCUCCCCUCUCUUGCACAUAUUGAUUACCACAACUGGAGAUCCUCAGAUCUUUCAGCUGGCUAGGAGGGUUUUGUUAAAACUGUCCAAGUUAGUGGUUUUUAUAAUUGUAUGUAGGUGGUUUUAAAAUACAUUAGGAAGAAACACUAAUGACGUAGCACCCUUCAUGGUAAACUUUUCAAAAAGCACUUCGGUAGAAGACAGUCACGGGACGUCACGUACGCAUGUGUGAUGACAGUCAGCUCUCCUGGACCAAACCACCUUCAUGAUACCAUUGCGUUCUGUGUUUGCAGUUCAAGCUUAAAUCCUGUUUUGUUCUGUUUGUUUCCAUAGCUUUUUGUUGUUGUUGUGUUUUGUGCAUUUUGAAUAGCUUUAUUCACAUGGGUUUUUCAUGCAGCCUUCCCUUGGACAGUAAAUCAGGUUGUUUGUGCAUGUGAACAACUGAGAAUUGUUGUUGGCUUGAUAGAGUCCUAAUAUGGUUUGUAAUGUUGUUCUUCCCUGAGACCACUGGCUUGUCUGGUAUGGAAAAUUUAUUUAGAACUUCAGCUAUGUUUGAAUAAAGUCAAAGUAAUACGAUUUGCUUCUAAAUUAAAAACAAAAGCCCACCCAGCCCUGAAAACCAGCAUUUUCAUAAAUGGUACCAAGAUGUUUUAAUGCAGUAGGAUAACAAAUCGGCAUCACUGUGGGCAGCAGGGGGCUUUGUUUUUAGUGCUUGGCCGUUGUUCUCACCUGACUCGUGUAUAGAAGCUGCUCAGUGGCACAGAAGGUGGUUUGGUUGCAAAGGAGUGUGGCUCCUCUGUAAACCCAGAACAGUC
Molecule: messenger RNA, 9823 nt
Organism: Cuculus canorus (common cuckoo)
Lineage: Eukaryota; Metazoa; Chordata; Aves; Cuculiformes; Cuculidae
Gene: IGF1R
Product: insulin like growth factor 1 receptor
Exons: 21
Coding region: 939-5030 (1363 amino acids)
Biological process (GO): protein autophosphorylation; regulation of JNK cascade; positive regulation of MAPK cascade
Cellular component (GO): membrane; axon; insulin receptor complex
Molecular function (GO): ATP binding; insulin receptor substrate binding; phosphatidylinositol 3-kinase binding
Source: RefSeq, a predicted model, not a curated record